AUGGCGCUGGAUGCCGUCCCGUUUGAAUGUGGCCGACGAGGCUACAAAGUGGGGAAAAGGCCCCGAUAUCACUACCGGCAGUCGCUGGUCCGCGCUGUAGCCUACGUGCACAGGUUCGUGUGCAACAUGUGUUGCAAAGUUAAGAAGCAACCUGCAAACUGUACGGAAUGGCUAAGUCGCGAUGAACUGCAGCGAGCGGAGACAACUAUUUUCAAGCUUAUCCAGCACGGAACUUUCGGGAACGAGAUCGUUAUUCUCAAGCGCAAUCAGCAAUUUCCUGCUGGCGAACAACUGCAGCUGGACAGAACCAGCAUGAUUUGCAAGCUUUCUCCUUUUCUGGACGAGCAGGACGUCAUGCGGAUGGGCGGUAGAAUCGCACGUGCACAGCAGGUUUCGUUCGACUUUAAGUUCCCAGUUAUUCUGCCCGCGCGACACGGCGGCACUACACUUCUGGUCGAUUGGUACCAUCGGCAGUACAAGCACUACAAUGCGGAAACAGUGGUGAAUGAGAUGCUUCAAAGGCGCGCUGGCAUCACUAUCUACCGGGGCCAAGCCCUUCGGACGCUCCUGGUGGAAGCGGAAUCCAUCGUAAAUUUGAGGCCGCCGACGUAUCUCCCAAUCGACUCUGAGGAGCAGGAAGCUCUAACGUCGAAGUGCUUCCUGAUGCUGAGCACCAGCGGCAUCAACCAGCCGGUCGGAGGAGAGCCGAUCGAAGAGAGGAUGACAGCGAGGUGUAACUGGGACCUGUGCAAACAACUGUUGGACAGAUUCUGGGCUCGGUGA
Aedes albopictus (Asian tiger mosquito) is the source of this 783-nucleotide messenger RNA. RefSeq lists its product as uncharacterized. The transcript is spliced from 2 exons. Lineage: Eukaryota; Metazoa; Arthropoda; Insecta; Diptera; Culicidae. The coding region runs from base 1 to 783 and encodes 260 amino acids. The record is from RefSeq and is a predicted model, not a curated record.